UCCCGGAAGCGGCCGUCAUGGAGGAAGAGGAGCCGGAGCUGGAGGCCGGGCUGGAGGCGGCUCUGGAGCUGGCGCCGGCCGUGCAGGCCGCCAUCGAGCAGGUAUUUCCCAGCCAAGAUCCGUUGGACAGGGCAGAUUUCAAUGCUGUGGAGUACAUUAAUGCUCUCUUUCCCACUGAGCAAUCUUUGGCAAACAUCGAUGAAGUUGUGAACAAGAUCAGAUUGAAAAUAAGGAGGUUGGAUGACAACAUUCGGACUGUAGUGAGAGGCCAGACCAACGUGGGCCAGGAUGGCAGGCAGGCCCUGGAAGAAGCCCAGAAAGCCAUUCAGCAGCUCUUUGGUAAAAUUAAGGAUAUUAAAGACAAGGCUGAAAAAUCAGAACAAAUGGUUAAAGAAAUCACACGAGAUAUCAAGCAGCUAGAUCAUGCCAAGCGUCAUCUGACCACCUCCAUCACCACCCUCAAUCACCUGCACAUGCUGGCAGGAGGAGUGGAUUCCCUGGAGGCUAUGACCAGGAGAAGACAAUAUGGGGAAGUUGCCAACCUUCUCCAGGGUGUUGUGAAUGUCUUAGAGCACUUCAACAAGUACAUGGGAAUUCCUCAGAUUCGACAGCUUUCUGAAAGGGUGAAGGCAGCACAGAAUGAGUUGGGACAGCAGAUCCUGGCUGAUUUCGAGGAAGCCUUUCCUUCUCAAGGUACAAAGAGACCUGGUGGACCCAGCAAUGUCCUACGUGAUGCAUGUCUAGUCGCCAAUGUCCUGGAUCCCAGAAUCAAACAAGAAAUCAUCAAGAAAUUCAUUAAACAACAUCUCUCAGAGUAUCUGGUCCUUUUCCAGGAAAACCAAGAUGUGGCCUGGCUGGAUAAGAUCGACAGGCGUUACGCUUGGAUCAAGCGUCAGCUGGUGGACUACGAGGAGAAGUACGGGCGCAUGUUCCCUCAGGAGUGGGGCAUGACCGAGCGCAUCGCCGUGGAGUUCUGCCACAUCACCAGGACAGAGCUCGCUAAGAUAAUGCGCACAAGGGCAAAGGAGAUUGAGGUGAAACUGCUUUUGUUUGCAAUUCAGAGGACGACCAACUUUGAAGGACUUCUGGCUAAACGCUUCUCAGGUUGCACUCUAACAGAUGGGACAGUGAAAAAGCCAGAAGUGCCACUUCCCUCCACCAACCCAUUUCUGGAGGAUGAAACGGGGACAGAGACAGAUGAGAUUGUGAUCGAGAAAAGUGAUAUGGACAAACCAAAGAAGCCAAAGGUCCCUGACAAUCCUUUCCAUGGCAUUGUUUCCAAGUGCUUUGAGCCUCAUCUUUAUGUGUAUAUUGAGUCCCAAGACAAAAAUCUCAGCGAACUGAUUGACAGGUUUGUGACUGACUUCAAGGCUCAGGGUCCUCCCAAGCCCAAUGUGGAUGAAGGAGGAGCUGUCCUGCCCAGCUGUGCAGACCUCUUUGUGUACUACAAGAAGUGCAUGGUACAGUGCUCCCAGCUCAGCACUGGUGAGCCAAUGAUAGCUCUGACCACCAUCUUCCAGAAGUACCUUCGGGAAUACGCCUGGAAAAUUCUGUCUGGAAACUUGCCCAAGACAACUAGCAGCAGCGGUGGACUCACUAUCACUAGUUUGCUGAAAGAAAAGGAAGGCUCUGAAGUGGCAAAGUUUACUUUAGAGGAACUCUGCCUCAUUUGCAGCAUCCUUAGUACUGCAGAGUACUGCUUGGCAACCACCCAGCAGUUGGAAGAGAAACUCAAAGAAAAAGUGGAUGGAAGUCUAGUGGAGAGAAUCAACCUGACGGGAGAGAUGGACACUUUCAGCAUUGUGAUCUCAAACAGCAUCCAGCUGUUAGUGCAGGACCUGGAUGCAGCCUGUGACCCUGCCCUGACUGCCAUGAGCAAGAUGCAGUGGCAGAACGUGGAACACGUUGGUGACCAGAGUCCUUACGUCACCUCCGUGAUUCUCCACAUCAAGCAGAACGUCCCCAUCAUCCGUGACAACCUGGCUUCCACGAGGAAGUAUUUCACUCAGUUCUGUAUCAAAUUUGCAAACUCCUUCAUCCCCAAGUUCAUUAACCAUCUCUUCAAGUGCAAACCUAUUAGCAUGGUGGGAGCAGAACAGCUGCUGCUGGACACACACUCUCUGAAGAUGGUUCUCCUGGAUCUGCCCUCCAUUGGGUCCCAAGUGGUGAGGAAGGCUCCUGCCAGCUACACAAAGAUAGUGGUGAAAGGCAUGACUCGGGCUGAAAUGAUCCUGAAGGUGGUUAUGGCUCCGCACGAGCCCCUGGUUGUGUUUGUGGACAAUUACAUCAAGCUCCUGGCUGACUGCAGCACCGACACUUUCCAGAAGAUACUAGACAUGAAGGGCCUGAAGAGGAGUGAGCAAAGCAGCAUGUUGGAGCUGUUGCGGCAGCGGCUCCCGGCCCCCCCGUCCGGCACAGAGAGCGGCGGCUCCCUGGCGCUCAGCACCCCGACACCCGAGCAGGAGUCCUCUCGGAUACGGAAACUGGAGAAACUCAUCAAAAAAAGACUCUAAGUGAGCAGAAGGAAACUCUUGCCCAGGACUAGCUGCAGUGACUUGGAAGCAAAGGCUCAUCAGACUUGUGAUUGACACUGUGCUGCUGAAAAAUCCAUGUCCUGUCACCCCCGUGCCCGCUGAUCUCUGCAACGUCGUAUACCGUGGUGCCACAUCUCUGUUCAGACCAAGGGAGAGUCUGACCAAGGUGUUUGCCUUUAGACAACUGAGCAAGAGGGACAUCCAGGACAUUGCUGGGUCCAUGCAGUGGAGAAAAACAGAGGUACUUGGGAAGUCAGCAGCUUCAAAAACAGUUUAGGUGGAUUCAGAGAAUCUCUGGCUGUGAUAUGCUUGGUGUCACAAACUUCAGCCUGGCUGAGCUGCUGCAGCACUGAGUUUGGUGUCACUGCUCACUCCCUGUUGCAGAGCUGCUGUUCUGUGUCAUUAUUUAUUGCAGGGCAAGGGGAAACAAACCCCAAACCAUUGCCACCACCACAAAGGCCCCAAUCCUUUUAAGAGGAUUGCAGCUCCACAGAAUUAAUGAGGUGCCCAGGAGAGAACCCCAAAGCAGAUUUCUCCUCAGCUCCCAGGACAGCUGUGCAUAAACCACCAGUAAAACAGCAAGGGUAAUCAUUUUCAGAACAGGAGGAAAGGGCUGAAUUAACACCUUCUGCACCUUGGCAAACCACCUGCCAGCAAGCUGGCAGCCUUGGUCACUGUUCUAGCUUAAAGGCCAAACCAGACAUCUCCAGCUGGUUGCUGUUCCCUUGGGGUGUGCUGGGCUCACUCACCCUGAGGACAGUUCCUGUACCACAAAGAGCCAUUCAUGGAGCAUCUCUCAGACAGCUCCAGCCCCUUGUUCUUGCCUCAGCUGCGGCGAAGGGCUGUGACCCCUGGGCACCUUCACUGCCCUGCAAGGAGAGAUGCUGGGAAUGAUGGCUGUCAGGGGGAGCCUGGGCAUCUUGCUGGGAUAUGGGGUGUUUACAAUGCCCUCAGACUUCAGGAGCCUUCCUCUCCUCUUCCUCUGAGCUUCAGCUUGCACUGGUGCAUAAAGGAGGAGAACUGAGGUGAAAGAUGUUGGAUAACCCAGGUCCCCCUUCUCAAGGGACCAGCUCCUGCUGGCACCUGGCCACAAAGCCAGCGUGGAGCAGUUGGAGUCAGUUCAGUGGCCAUCUGCUCCCUGCCCCAUCAUGUGAGCUUCCCUGAGGAGUCCUGAGAGACACCACCUCAUCAUUAGCAAUGCUGGAUAUUUUCCUAGACUCCUCUGUACCCUUUUUGGGGGACUCUGAAGGCAUGUGGCCAGCCACAAAUAAUUGAAUCUCAUAUGGGUUUGGGGGCAGAUUGACCAGCUGUGCCUGCUUUAGUUUAACUCAAGCUUCACUUGCAUGUGCAGGAAGAAGACAUCCUGUACCAGUUUGGCAGUGAGGAGAAAUCACGCUGUCAGAUGCUUUCUUGGGAGGGCUGUGCUCCCCACCAGGUCAAGGUUGGGCCUUAGGUCUAUAUUUAUUAUGAGCUGUGCUCGCUGGGGGUUGGUACUCACUGCUGCACAGUACGUGGGUAUCAGACAAGCACCAGGAAAAUGAGCUCCAUCCACCCAAACCCUGAACUUCACUGGGCCUGAAGAGGGAGAAGGUGAAAUGAGAAAUCCCUGAGUGAGGCAGAGGCCUGGGUUCACACUGCAUCUGCCUGUUUGUGCUCCAGCACAUUUGUCUCUUGGGUGCAGGCUGCUCCCCCUCCCUCACCUCAGCCCCGUGGCUGUGGGAGGGCAGAUUCAGUGCCUGGUUGUUAAAAUCCCAUCCUCCCUUUGCACAGCCGGCACGUCUGCACUUGAACGGGCAGGAGCUGAUCCUAGGCACAAUGAAUACAUCCCCAGAGGUGAAAUCCUGCCUGGUCAGCUCUUCUGACAGGGCUCAGACCCACAGUGGCUGCAGGGAGCUGUGUGCUGACAGGUACAGCCACAGGAUGCAUUUUCAGGGCUCCCUGAGCUGCAGAGAGCCGCAGUGAGGUUGGUCACAGAGUAGCAGAACAACCUUUGUGGUAAGGGACAGCAGCUUCUCAUCACUCCAUCCCAUCUUCCCAAGUCUGCUGCUGCUUCACUCAUUUCCUCUCCUGAUUUCACCUCGGCUGACAAAAGAAGAGUGGUGGAAAGCACAUUGGGAUUACAGAUGGCUGUUCCCUGAGGACAGAUUAUCUCAAGAUGCACGUGCAGGAUGGUUCACACAUUAUGAAGUGCAAUAGCCAGGGAGGAAGGAACAUGGGUUUGCAGAGGUUCACUCUUCCCAGGGAGGGAUGAAUAACGUAUUUUAGAUUAAUUUUUCUUUGUCUGUGGGUGACACUAACUAAAUUACAAGUAGCUGAAGACGAUGUUCAAGUGAUCAUUGCCUGUCUUUCCCUGAAGGCUUCCUCUCUUUCAUUCUCCACAUUUCAUUCUGAGAAGAAGAGGAAAUAAAAGGAAGAAUUAAUU
Messenger RNA from Colius striatus (speckled mousebird), 4956 nucleotides. RefSeq names its product VPS53 subunit of GARP complex (gene VPS53). The record is from RefSeq and is a predicted model, not a curated record. Lineage: Eukaryota; Metazoa; Chordata; Aves; Coliiformes; Coliidae. Gene Ontology annotation, biological process: retrograde transport, endosome to Golgi. Bases 18 to 2513 code for a protein of 831 amino acids. Gene Ontology annotation, cellular component: GARP complex. The transcript has 22 exons.